This is a messenger RNA of Enhydra lutris kenyoni (northern sea otter), 2198 nucleotides long. RefSeq names its product de-etiolated homolog 1 (Arabidopsis) (gene DET1). Gene Ontology annotation, cellular component: cullin-RING ubiquitin ligase complex; nucleus. Gene Ontology annotation, biological process: protein ubiquitination; positive regulation of proteasomal ubiquitin-dependent protein catabolic process. The record is from RefSeq and is a predicted model, not a curated record. Gene Ontology annotation, molecular function: ubiquitin protein ligase binding; ubiquitin-like ligase-substrate adaptor activity. The coding region runs from base 94 to 1746 and encodes 550 amino acids. The transcript is spliced from 5 exons. NCBI's taxonomy places the organism in Eukaryota, Metazoa, Chordata, Mammalia, Carnivora, Mustelidae.
UGGCGGGGGCGGGGCUGGGGGAGGUGCGUGCCGAGCAGGCCGGGGGGUUCUUCUCCCCGGCCCUUUGAACGAGGACCGUACAGAGAUGUGAUAAUGGAUCAUCAUGUUUCCACUAUCAAACCUCGAAGAAUCCAGAACCAAAAUGUCAUUCACCGCUUGGAACGGCGGCGAAUCAGCUCAGGCAAGGCAGGCACCCACUGGCAUCAGGUCCGAGUGUUCCACCAGAAUGUCUUCCCCAACUUCACGGUUGUCAAUGUUGAAAAGCCUCCGUGUUUCUUGCGUAAAUUCUCGCCUGAUGGGCGCUACUUUAUUGCUUUCUCUUCAGAUCAGACCUCUCUUGAGAUCUAUGAGUACCAGGGCUGCCAGGCAGCUGAGGACUUACUGCAGGGCUCUGAGGGGGAGAUCCUGUCCAAUGGCAAUGACCAGCGGUCAGUCAACAUCCGCGGCCGGCUCUUUGAACGCUUUUUUGUCCUGCUGCAUAUUACCAACGUGGCCGCCAACGGGGAGCACCUGAACCGGGAGUGCAGCCUCUUCACCGACGACUGCCGCUGUGUCAUCGUGGGCUCAGCUGCCUACCUCCCGGAUGAGCCGCACCCUCCUUUUUACGAGGUUUACCGGAACAGUGAGUCUGUGACCCCCAACCCCCGGUCCCCCCUGGAGGACUAUUCCCUUCACAUCAUCGACCUUCACACGGGCCGCCUGUGUGACACCCGCACCUUCAAGUGUGACAAGGUGGUCCUGUCGCACAACCAAGGGCUGUACUUGUACAAAAACAUCCUGGCCAUCUUGUCGGUGCAGCAGCAGACGAUCCACGUCUUCCAGGUGACUCCUGAAGGCACUUUCAUUGAUGUGAGGACCAUCGGCCGCUUCUGCUAUGAGGAUGACCUCCUCACGGUGUCGGCCGUUUUCCCGGAGGUGCAGCGGGACAGUCAGACGGGCAUGGCCAAUCCUUUCAGAGACCCCUUCAUCAACUCCCUGAAACACCGGCUGCUCGUGUACCUGUGGCGCCGGGCAGAGCAGGAUGGGAGCGCGAUGGCCAAGAGGCGCUUCUUCCAAUAUUUUGACCAGCUGCGACAGCUGCGCAUGUGGAAAAUGCAGCUUCUGGAUGAAAACCAUCUGUUUAUCAAGUACACCAGUGAGGAUGUGGUAACCCUGCGGGUCACAGACCCAUCACAGGCAUCUUUCUUCGUGGUAUACAAUAUGGUGACAACAGAGGUGAUUGCCGUGUUUGAGAAUACGUCAGAUGAGCUUCUAGAGCUCUUUGAGAACUUCUGUGACCUCUUCCGUAAUGCUACCCUCCAUAGUGAAGUCCAAUUUCCCUGCUCAGCUUCCAGCAACAAUUUUGCAAGGCAGAUCCAGCGCCGGUUUAAAGACACUAUUGUAAAUGCCAAGUAUGGAGGCCACACGGAGGCAGUGCGCCGGCUGCUGGGUCAGCUACCCAUCAGUGCCCAAUCUUACAGCGGGAGCCCCUACCUUGAUUUGUCUCUCUUCAGCUACGAUGACAAGUGGGUGUCUGUCAUGGAGCGACCCAAGACUUGCGGAGAUCAUCCUAUCAGGUUCUAUGCCCGGGACUCUGGUCUGCUCAAGUUUGAGAUCCAGGCAGGCUUACUGGGCCGCCCCAUCAACCACACCGUGCGACGCCUUGUUGCCUUCACCUUUCACCCUUUUGAGCCUUUUGCUAUUUCAGUGCAGAGGACUAAUGCUGAGUAUGUUGUCAACUUCCAUAUGCGACACUGCUGCACGUAGGUGCCUCACCAAAGCCCAGUUAUCUCGUCUUCCAAGACAUUGCCCCCUGCUUGUGUCGGUGGACUCCGAAGCAGUAGCUCCUGGCUGCAGCUUUGUCGGACCCAGACUCUUGUACCCGAGGCGGGAGAGCCAGAGAGAGGUGCGAGGGUGGCUCACUCAGCCUAGCGGAAUUGUUAUCGUAUUGAAAUACUGAUGGAUUGAAAGUCCCCUGGUCUUUCCCCAGUGGGAAUAUCCAGCAUUAAUUACAUCCAUUUAAUUUUUGUCUUAUUUUGCAUUUUAUUGCUUUGAAGAUGAAAGCAUUACCCCGUUCCCUUUGCUGUUUGUUCUUUGGCAUUAUGGUCUGUUUUGGCAUUAUGGCAGUCUGAAGCAGGGAUGUCUUACUGACUCACGGGAACUGUGUAUAUCCUUUUCGUGUGGCCGACAACGGGGCUGUCUUUAUUAAAAAAAAAAAA